CUUAAGUCCAUCUCUAGUGUCGCUUACAUCUGAUGGCAGCGGUGACCACGAGCCUCACAACGCCGAUAGUCCGCCGACCGCUCUGCAGCGCUACGCUACCUGCCGUCUGUCGCCGAUCACGCUUCUGUUUCGGGGUUUUCUCGUCGGUAGAAAACAACUGCUCUCAAAAGACACAAGAAAUAGGAUAGAGAAUCUACAGGUACCAAUACCAGAACAGAUUCCAACACCGAUAACUGAUAAAGAAGAUAUAUAUAGAGAUCAAAGCCAGUCCUCUCAAGAUGCGCCUAUUACUGAAUUGUCACACACAGUAAAUUCAGCAAUAGAUUCAUUAGUUAAACGGUCACCUUCAUUAUCAUCAGUUGAUAAUAACAUAACAGAACAACUCGGAUCACCACCAUCAACAGAAUCAUCAGCACAAGAUGAGUUUAUGGAAACAUUGGAUGAUUGUUUGUCUUUUUUCCAAUUGGUGAGUGGAGAUAUUCCCCAGACACAAACACCUUCGCAGCUGCAGAAUCGGCCACCGUCACCCCGUCGGGUGCAGGUACAGACACCGGCUCCACAGCACCACCCAUCCUCAUAUCCAUCAUUAAAUAACCACCCGAGUGAUAGCCAAUAUACCCAACAACAGCAGGAGCAACAACAGCAAGAGCAGGAACAACAACAGCAACAACAGAAGCAGGAGGAACAGCAGCAGGAGCAACAACAGCAGCAGCAGGAGCAACGACAGCAGGAGCAACAACAGCAGCAGCAGGAGCAACAACAGCAGGAGCAGCAACAACAGAAGCAGGAACAACAGCAGGAGCAACAACAGCAGCAGCAGGAGCAACAACAGCAGGAGCAGCAACAACAACAGAAGCAGGAACAACAGCAGGAGCAACAACAGCAGCAGCAGGAGCAACAACAGCAAGAGCAGGAACAACAACAGCAACAACAACAGAAGCAGGAACAGCAGCAGGAGCAACAGCAGCAAGAGCAGGAACAACAACAACAGCAACAACAACAGAAGCAGGAACAGCAGCAGGAGCAACAACAACAGCAGCAACAACAACAGCAACAGAUUUUGAUAAUCAAUAUAUUACCAUCACAACAACCCUACCAACCACAACAGCAACAACUUACCUUAGCAUUGCAACAACAACAACAGCAACACAAGCAACAACCCUACCUACAACAACAACAGCAACAGGUUUUGAUAAUCAAUAUAUUAGCAUCACAACAACAUCCCUACCUACAACCCCAAGACAUCUCCAGAUCUUUGAUGAAUAAUGUACUUAACCAGUCCGACUCAUCGACAGUCAGUGAAGAUAAUGUACUUAACCAGUCCGACCCAUCACCUUUUCUUCAGCCAGCACUUAAUCGCCCCGGUUCGUCUGGGGGUCGAAACACUCACGUCCGUCUCUCUGUUAAACGGCCAUCCGACUCAGAGUCUCUCUCACCCUCCAAGAAAAAAUAAAUAAAUGAUGAUGGUGGUAGUGGUGAUGGUGGUGGUAGUGGAGAUGGUAGGGGUGGAAGUGGUGAUGGUGGUGGUAAUAAUGAUGAUGGUGAUGGGGAAUACUCGGUUGAAACAACUCGAGCUAGCCACGGAGCUGACAAUUAAAAGAUUAGAAAGAAAAUAACAAACGUAGAUAAAAAAAAAAGAUUAAAAAAAAGAGAGAGAGAGAGACACUACAUACUCAUCUGUAUAUAUAUAUAUUUAUAUAUAUAUUUUUUUUUUAGAGCAGUUGUUCCUUUGAUGCUUAUCAGUUUAGAAAUACAAGUAAAUUUAUAUUCUAUUGAUGUAGAUGUUAGCCUGUUAAAAUGUAUCAUUGCGCUCCUCAUUGCACCAUCAAAUAUUGGACAAUGGCAUAAACCUUCCUACAACUUGUACUUUAACAUGUCAUGGAUAUGUCUGGAGUUUAUGUCCGUCUUUUCUUCGAAAUGAGGAAAAUACGGUUGAUCCCAAAUACAUCCGCUAUAAAAUUAUGAGGAUGGUGUAUGGAUAAAUAUAUAUAAACGCAAUGAGAGUAAAUUAAGAACUAAUAUAGAAAAAAGCGAAAAAAAAGAUAAUGAACGUAGUACCAGUGACGAUUUUUUUAAGUAAUAGAAAUUGUAUUUUUAAAAAUCAUCUUUAUAAAAUAUCACACACAACACGGGCACAAACACCUUAUCUUGUACAAAGAGUGCCAGUAGCUGUUGAAGGAAACGACUGCAAUAUGCUAGAUGGUGGUGAUGAUGAAGAUGAGGAUGAUGACGAUGAUGAAGAUGAGGUUAUUAAUGACCACAGAAAGAUGAUAGGAGAAAAACAAAUGUGAUGACGAUGACGACAAUGACGACGAUGAUGAUAAGGACGAGAUGAUGAUGGUGAUAACGAAGAUGACGAUGAAUUAAGGACUUACAAUCGUGGCAUCCACAAAGGUUAUUAAUGAAUAUGGAAAUAUGAUUUCUUAUAAAAAUAUUGACAGACUUGUAUCCCCCUUACAUUGAAAAACUUGAAUCUGCCUUUCAAGUAUCUAUUAUUAGCUGUCACAUUUUAUGAAACCGUUUCUUCCUGAAGCCGCUGGUGACGAAGGGCGGUGGCGAACGGUUAUUCAUCCCACACAUCGAGCUCUGCAACUGCCUUUCGAUCAACAGCUAUACCAUUAUAUAAAGUGUGUGAUUAUAUAUACCCCCAAUGCUUAUUUAGUAAUUAUUUCAUAUAAAUAUGAUUUUUUUUUUUACGUGUUCUAUAACUGAUGAGAUAUAAAUUGAUAAUACAGUACACGCAUAUGUAUUUAUAUGUUUAGGAUUAUAUUUAGAUUGUAUACUAAUAUACGUAACAUAUAUAAAAAAUAGUUGAUAAGUAUGAUUACCUUACAUUGUAUAUCUAAAAUUCUAUAUUUACUUUACAUUAUAUAUUUUGAAUUCUAUAUGUUUACCUUACAUUAUGAACGGCAAAACACUCUUCCGUGUUGAUACUAUGGUAGAAAAACCCACAGCAGAAAUUAGAUUUAAUGAAAGUGAGACUACAGUUUCGAAAUCUACCUGGAUUCCAUCCUCAGGUAGAUUUCGAAACUGUUUUUGCAUUGUGGGUUUUUCUAUCUUACAUUGUAUGUAUAUGUAUAUGUAAUAUACAUUAUAUAUAUAUAAUGUAUAUUGAUAUAUGUAACACAUAUAUGUACUAUGGUUAAUAAGUAUAUUUACUAUAUAGUACAUGUUUAGAAUUAUAAGUAGAUUGUAUUUUAAUACAUAUACGGAUAUGUGCAUAUGUGAUAUGUAUGUUUUCAAUAGUAUAUGUAGAUAUUAUGUACAC
Molecule: messenger RNA, 3268 nt
Organism: Penaeus indicus
Lineage: Eukaryota; Metazoa; Arthropoda; Malacostraca; Decapoda; Penaeidae
Product: UPF0746 protein DDB_G0281095-like
Exons: 5
Coding region: 428-1453 (341 amino acids)
Source: RefSeq, a predicted model, not a curated record